Molecule: messenger RNA, 4374 nt
Organism: Exophiala aquamarina CBS 119918
Lineage: Eukaryota; Fungi; Ascomycota; Eurotiomycetes; Chaetothyriales; Herpotrichiellaceae
Product: sterol 3beta-glucosyltransferase
Exons: 3
Coding region: 1-4374 (1457 amino acids)
Biological process (GO): carbohydrate metabolic process
Molecular function (GO): hexosyltransferase activity; UDP-glycosyltransferase activity
Source: RefSeq, a predicted model, not a curated record
AUGGCCAACAAUGAUACCCCUCCUCCAAAGAAGGCCACAGGCCGCAAAUUACAAAAACGAAACCCCAAGCUGGGACGGUUGCCGUCUGCCCAUAUUCCUGCUCGCCUGCGUCUUGGUGAUGAUGCUCAGGAGGAUGUCACUGCACCAAAUAGAGGCACCAAUAACCCUGGUCAAUAUAUGCAUCAAUCCGUCUUCUCUAUGAUUGCCGCCGCCGGCUCCCGCACCGACUUCAAUGCAAGAUUCGACGAAUCAAGUGACAGCGAAGAGGAGGCAAUUGAGGAAGAGCAGGGAGAUGCUGUGGCCGCCGAGCCAUCAGCAAAAGCAACCGCGACGGUGACACCAGAAGGUCCCAAGACAUCCAGUGACAAGAAGAUGAAGCGUCUCUCUGGGAAACUUGUUCAGAGUCUGCCACGUCUAUCUGCACGAUCUUUGACAAAGAAAUCCAAGACUUCAACUCAACAACCCAGCCCCAGCCCCCAGAGCGAUUCAACCUCGAAAUCCAGCAGAAGCAAUCCUCGAGACGCACCGGUAUUAAGCAGAUUAUUGACAGCUGAAGCCGAGUACCAAGAGGAUGCCGAAGCCUCGGCCGAGAUUGCAUCUUCCCUAGAGGUCCCAAGCACCAGAAGCAGGGGCGAUUCCUCACCACAGACGCUGCUUGCCACAAGGCUGAUGGACAUCUUUGGUUUCGCAAAACCUGAGAAGGUCGUUGCUGAAUAUCCUUGCUGGCUGCUAAAGAGUGUACUCUUACAGGGCUACUUGUACAUCACGAAACAACAUCUUUGCUUUUAUGCAUAUCUCCCGAAGAAAUCACACUCAGUCGCAAAGACCGGAUAUCUUGCAAAAAGAGGUCGAACCAAUUCUAAAUACAAGAGAUACUGGUUUUCGCUGAAAGGAGACGUGCUGUCCUACUACUCAGACCCGUCGAGCCUUUACUUUCCUUCCGGCCAUAUCGAUCUAAGAUACGGCAUUGCUGCAGCUGUUUCGGCAGAGAAAGGUAAGCAAUCGGAUGCAAGAGACUUCUCAAUCACAACCGACCACCGUACAUACAAUUUUCGCUGCGAUACUCCACAGAGUGCGAAAGAAUGGGUUCAAUCCUUGCAAAAGACAAUCUUUCGGUCACACAAUGACGGCGAUAGCGUUAAGAUCUCCCUCCCCUUGGAAAACAUAAUCGAUUUUGAAGAGAGCCCGGUCGUGGAAUUUGCCGAAACUGUCAAGCUCAGAGUUAUUGAGAAUGACGAUUCAUACGCCAUUGACGAGUACUUCUUUUCUUUCUUUAGCUUUGGUGCAGAUGCACUCAGCGUACUUCGAGAUCUGAUCGUGCAAGCCCCAGGUGGGAGAUCACCCGACGAUGAGCAAUCAUUAGGAAGCAGAGGAGACUAUAGUUCAAGUCCAGGACGGAGACCAUUUCCUCAACGUACCACAUCAGAAGGAGCAGUCAGCAAUCCUAGAGUCGUAACCAGCCCAACUCUCAAAGAGCCCGUCAAGGCGACGCUAAUGCCGUUCUCACUCGGAGAGGAUGGCAGGAUGUCCCCUCGAAUGAGCGGAGAGUUUCAACGUACAAACAGUCCAUCGCGAUCUAGUGGCGAUUUUGGUGCUGAGUAUGGACGAGCAAGUUUUGAUCGAGGCCGUAGGAGUGGAAGUACGAGCCGACUUGACGUGAGCAAAACGAGACGUACUGGACGCUCCCCUCUGGCUCGAAAUCAGGAUUCCGAGGAUUCAUACGUUCAGUCAAUCGACAAGGAAACUGACUCGUCUACGGCACCUCUCUCACCAACAGUUGAAGCACAAAUGUCAGCCAGUCAGAUUCUGACACGGAGUGAUGUGUUUCAUCCUCCUGCAAUUAACCGUAUGGAAACCCUUGUUUCAAUGUCGAGUGAUGCAGGAAGGAAAUCUUCCGAAGUCGGGACAAUACUUUCCACGUCCCAAGCAGAUGGUAGCGCACCAAUACCGAUAGGUGGCAAGACUGAGCCGGGCGGACGGCCCUCGAAAGAUCGCCGUACUGCUGUGCAAGAUGAGAGUGGAGACCUGGACCAUGACAAGAAGUACUCAAGCUCCCCAACUCUACAGGACCUUGUCAAGGCCGGCUCGUAUCCUCUGCAGCGCGCAGGAGCGUUUGCCGACUAUCUGAAGAAUCGCUCCGUGAAUAUGAGGAAAUUGUUGGCCACAGAAUCCAUGACAUACCUGGAGAAGGUGUCAGGGAUGUGGACAGGCGGUCGGAAGCAUUAUGGCGAGAAUGAGGGAGUGAUACCUGAUGAUCGAGGUAUUGACCCCGAAGAUGAGGAAGCAAAUGUCGGUCACGGUGACAGAUUUCGCAGCCACUUUGCUCUACCAGCCACGGAAAAAUUGCAGGCAACUUACUUUGCCUUCCUGCACCGUGUGCUCCCACUAUACGGUAAGAUCUACAUCAGCAACCGCAAGUUCUGUUUCCGGAGCCUGCUCCCUGGUACGAGAACCAAAUUGGUGUUACCACUCAAGGAUCUUGAAAAUGUGGAUAAGGAGAAAGGCUUCCGAUUCGGUUACCACGGCUUGGUCCUGGUCAUCCGAGGCCACGAGGAGCUGUUUUUCGAGUUCAAUUCGGCAGAGCACCGUGAUGACUGUACUAUCACUUUGUUGCAUAGCCUAGAAAGCGUCCGCUAUAUGGGAGAAUCCAGUAUCUUCACACAUCACGACGAGGACGAUGCCGAAGUCGCAAAGGAAGAACAUCGUUUGCUUCAAGAAGCACGACGAAAUUCUUCUGCCGACCAUCAGCUUGUGCUGCCAGAUACCGCCGAGGCGAUUUAUAGCCACGUCGAACGUUCCGCCGUUCUCUUCGAGGAUCCUCGUGCGAGCAUUAUCAAUUUCAAGCCAGCUGAGUCUUUACGCAUUACUUGCCUAACGAUUGGAUCCCGGGGGGACGUACAGCCUUACAUUGCGUUAUGCAAGGGGUUACUGGCGGAAGGACACAAGCCAAGGAUUGCAACCCAUGCUGAGUUUGGCCCCUGGGUUAUGAAACAUGGGAUCGAUUUCAAACCAGUCGAUGGUGAUCCAGCCGAGCUGAUGCGUAUCUGCGUGGAGAAUGGCAUGUUCACGUAUUCUUUCCUCCGAGAAGCCUCAGCGAAAUUCCGCACCUGGAUUGAUGAGCUGUUAGUGUCGGCAUGGGAGGCAUGCCAGGACAGUGAUCUUUUGAUCGAGUCACCCAGCGCAAUGGCAGGUAUUCACAUAGCAGAAGCGUUGCACAUUCCCUAUUUUCGAGCAUUCACGAUGCCAUGGACGCGAACCCGAGCGUACCCUCACGCAUUCGCGGUACCAGAGCACAAGAUAGGGGGUGCUUACAAUUACUAUACGUAUGUCAUGUUUGACAAUGUGUUUUGGAAAGCAAUUGCGGGUCAAGUCAAUCGUUGGCGCAAGAAGGAACUUGGGUUGCGGAGCACCAAUUUGGACAAGAUGCAACCUAAUAAGGUGCCGUUCUUGUACAAUUUUUCGCCUCAUGUGGUUGUACCGCCAUUAGACUACAGUGAUUGGGUACGGGUGACGGGAUAUUGGUUUCUGAACGAAGCACAAGGCUGGACGCCGCCCCCGGAGCUAACGGAGUUCAUCAAGAAGGCGAGGUAUGACAAGAAGAAGCUGGUGUACAUCGGGUUUGGAUCUAUCGUGGUAUCAGACCCGGCUGCACUUACCAAGACGGUGGUCGAAUCUGUGUUGAAAGCUGAUGUGCGAUGCAUUCUUUCUAAGGGUUGGAGUGAUCGGCUUGGUGAUCCAUCAGCUGUCAAGACCGAGGUGCCGCUACCACCGGAUAUUCAUCAGAUCAAGUCUGCGCCACACGACUGGCUCUUCACGCAAAUCGACGCCGCAGUGCAUCACGGUGGGGCAGGAACGACAGGUGCGAGUCUGCGGGCUGGCCUACCAACGGUCAUCAAACCGUUCUUCGGUGAUCAAUUCUUCUUUGGAUCACGAGUGGAAGACCUGGGUGUCGGGAUUUGUCUGAAGAAAGUCAAUGUCAGUGUGUUCUCUCGGGCACUGUGGGAAGCCGUCCACAGUGAGCGAAUGAUUGUCAAAGCAAAGUUACUCGGAGAACAUAUCCGGAAGGAGGAUGGUGUGCACAACGCUAUCCGAGCCAUCUACAGAGACUUGGAAUACGCCAAGAGUCUCGUCAAGGCCCGUGUGGCUACGCAAGAAGCACUAGCGAGCGCGGCAACCGAUCUCGACGAGGGAAAUGAGAUCGAGGAGAAUUGGACCUUCAUUGGUGAUGAGAGUGACCCAGAGUUACAGAAACGCAUACAAGACUGGGAAGCACCCUCCCGCGGACGCGGUCCACGGGUCAGUUUGGAUCGUGCGGGUUUGCGGGCAAUGCAAGGUGUUGAACCCUUGCGGAAAGGGAGUAUCAAGAGAUUAUAA